AUGUACUCAGGUCUAUAUAGCUCGCCGUUUCCUAAGUUGAACCCGAACGUCCGGUAUAGGACCGUCUUUGAAAGAGCUGGGUUUGAUACAAAUACCACCAGUUCUGCCAAUGCAAAUAAUAGUAAUGCAAGUACUACUGCUUCACUGCAGAUUCCUUCGCAUCAGCAUGAUGGUCAGCAAGUUGAUAAUUUGACUUCUGGAAAGAAUACGCCUACUAAGGGUAUUCCUAUGGAUGGAAUUUCAAUGUCUACGCCUGCCGCAACAACAUUAUAUGAGAAAUCGCAUCAUCAACCUAAUAAUCAAGAUGAAUAUAGACCCAUUAAUGAUAGGAAUAGAAUAUCGCCACCUCAGAAUAAGCAUGUAGAUAUAAUACCUUCGCCGUUGCACGGAGAUCCAUAUAUAGCACCAGUCAUGACGGCGACUUCUAUGCCUUCAGCUUCAGCUUCGUCAUCUUCACAACACCAACAGUCACAAGGGUCCUUCAAUUUUGAACAAAAGUCCGUAAAUGGUAAGACUGUUGAGGAGGAAAUGAACCCAAUCGAUAGGUCGUUUAUGAUGUUAACUCAGAACGAUUCGCAUUCGAUGAUAUCUCAGUCGCGAGCAAAUAGUAAUCAUGAUUUUGACAUUAGUAACCAUGUUUCUCAGGAUUCUCGUAAGAAUUUUCCUUCUGUUGGAUCUUCUUCACACUCAUCGACUUCAUCACAUUUUAAAAGACUUCCAUCUACAGUUCAAGGACUGAAUUUGGAGUUUAAAGAUCCAUCUCAAAUGAUGGAUGAACCAAGUAAUAUUAUACAGUCAUCCAAUACGGAUAGCGUAAGUUUUGAACCUGAUCAUUUAUUAACCAAACAAGUCUCAGAUGAACAUUCUCCAGAAGUUACUCCUAUUCAAUUACAUUUACAACAAGAAGUUGAACAACAAGAUGGACAUGCAUCAGAUACAAUAAUAUCCAAAAACCUACAAGUCGAACAAUUGAUUGCUGAAUUGGAUGACGUUUCAUUCUCUAGAAACGAACAAAUAUCACAGACUUUACUGUCUAGCCAUAAUGAAAGUAAUUCCAAUUCAGAUGUUUCAUUAUCUUCAAAGACUACAUCGAUGAUAAUGGAAGAUCCUCGUUUGAAAAAAUCAAGUGCAUAUUUAUCGGGGUUCCCAUUGAGAAAACAAGAUUCAUCUCUACCUUCGAAGGAUAGUGAUGGUGAUUCAUUGAAUAGUGAAUUAAACUCCAAAGUUCCUGCAGUUAUUGAUGGUACACCAACAUUUUAUAAAUUUGCUCCAAAAGAAGAAAGGUUCUCUCAGCAAGAUUCACUUAAAGAUAAAGAAAUUAUAUUAACACAAAAACCUGAAAUUAUAUACCCACCUGGUGAAGGUCCUUGUAGACUCUGUGGUAAAGAUAUCUUAGAUAAAGGUGUUUUUUCAAAGAAAGAGAAUGAAUUGUCGGGACAAUGGCAUCGUGAUUGUUUUAGAUGUACUAAUUGUUCAGUAAAAUUCAACAAAAAGGUUCCAUGUUAUAUUCUUAACGAUAAACCUUAUUGUCAACAACAUUAUCAUGAGGAGAAUCAUAGUAUAUGUCAAGUUUGUUCAAGAUUUAUAGAAGGGGAAUGUUUGGAGAAUGAUAACAUGGAAAGAUUUCACAUUGAUUGUUUGAAAUGUUUCCUUUGUAAGAAAAUUAUUGAAAAUGAUUAUUUCAUCUUUAAUGAUGAAGUACCAAUUUGUGCAGAUCAUGACAUGGAAACAUUAAUUGAAAAUGGUCUUGCAAGUGGGGAUUUUGAUAAUGGAAACAAAAAUGGAGAUUUCGAUGAUGUAAACGCAAAUGCUGAUUUGAAAAGAAAUAAUACAUUAUCCAAACGUAGAACGAGGGUCAUUAGUUUCAUGGGUUAG
This is a messenger RNA of Maudiozyma barnettii, 1875 nucleotides long. It is a transcript of the gene PXL1, whose product is annotated as Pxl1p. The transcript has a single exon. Gene Ontology annotation, molecular function: transcription coregulator activity. The record is from RefSeq and is a predicted model, not a curated record. Lineage: Eukaryota; Fungi; Ascomycota; Saccharomycetes; Saccharomycetales; Saccharomycetaceae. The coding region runs from base 1 to 1875 and encodes 624 amino acids. Gene Ontology annotation, cellular component: nucleus; Z disc.